GUUUCAUCUUUUUAUGUCAACAUUUUCCUAUCAUCAUCAUCAUUAUCAUCAUCAUCAUCAUCAUCAUCAUCAUCAUCAUCAUCAUCAUCAUCAUCAUCAUCAUCAUCAUCAUCAUCAUCAUCAUCAUCAUCAUCAUCAUCAUCAUCAUCAUCAUCAUCAUCAUCAUCAUCAUCAUCAUCAUCAUCAUCAUCAUCAUCAUCAUCAUCAUCAUCAUCAUCAUCAUCAUCAUCAUCAUCAUCAUCAUCAUCAUCAUCAUCAUCAUCAUCAUCAUCAUCAUCAUCAUCAUCAUCAUCAUCAUCAUCAUCAUCAUCAUCAUCAUCAUCAUCAUCAUCAUCAUCAUCAUCAUCAUCAUCAUCAUCAUCAUCAUCAUCAUCAUCAUCAUCAUCAUCAUCAUCAUCAUCAUCAUCAUCAUCAUCAUCAUCAUCAUCAUCAUCAUCAUCAUCAUCAUCAUCAUCAUCAUCAUCAUCAUCAUCAUCAUCAUCAUCAUCAUCAUCAUCAUCAUCAUCAUCAUCAUCAUCAUCAUCAUCAUCAUCAUCAUCAUCAUCAUCAUCAUCAUCAUCAUCAUCAUCAUCAUCAUCAUCAUCAUCAUCAUCAUCAUCAUCAUCAUCAUCAUCAUCAUCAUCAUCAUCAUCAUCAUCAUCAUCAUCAUCAUCAUCAUCAUCAUCAUCAUCAUCAUCAUCAUCAUCAUCAUCAUCAUCAUCAUCAUCAUCAUCAUCAUCAUCAUCAUCAUCAUCAUCAUCAUCAUCAUCAUCAUCAUCAUCAUCAUCCUGA
Schistosoma mattheei is the source of this 771-nucleotide messenger RNA. The record is from the annotation of a GenBank genome assembly. NCBI's taxonomy places the organism in Eukaryota, Metazoa, Platyhelminthes, Trematoda, Strigeidida, Schistosomatidae.